AUGAAAAUGUGCGAAGGAAUGUAUGACGAUGGUUUACAUGGCUAUAUGACCGAUCCUACAGCAGCAAUGUAUGAUCCACAUUCCGGACAUCGACCUGGCUUGCCAGGAAUACCACCACACCAUUCACCACAUAUGAAUCAUGCAGCGGCAGGAAUGCAUGGUUAUCAUGGAACACCUAGUCAUGUAUCUCAGACAACAAAUCAUAUGGGGGGUGCUGUUCAACCAGACAAACGUGAUAAAGAAGCCAUUUAUGGUCAUCCACUAUUUCCACUAUUGGCAUUAAUAUUUGAAAAAUGUGAGCUUGCUACAUGUACACCUCGAGAACCUGGCGUAGCAGGAGGCGACGUAUGUUCAUCAGAUUCAUUUAGUGAAGAUGUUGCAGUUUUUAGUAAACAGAUACGCCAAGAGAAACCUUAUUAUGUAGCUGAUCCUGAAGUUGAUUCACUUAUGGUACAAGCAAUUCAAGUACUUCGGUUUCAUCUUUUAGAACUGGAAAAGGUCCAUGAGUUAUGUGACAAUUUCUGUCAUCGUUAUAUUUCAUGUUUAAAGGGUAAAAUGCCAAUAGAUUUAGUAAUCGACGAACGGGACACCACCAAACCACCAGAACUCGGAAAUGCAAAUGGAGAAGGCCGAAGUAAUGCCGAUUCAACAUCACAUACAGAUGGAGCUAGCACACCAGACGUUAGACCGCCAAGUUCAUCACUUUCAUAUGGUGGUGCAAUGAACGACGAUGUAAGAUCUCCAGGCUCAGGGAGCACGCCCGGACCACUUUCAGCACAACCUCCACCUGGAUUAGGAGAAGAUCCUGGACGAUGGUGUCGAAGAGAAUGGUCAUCCCCUCCAGAUUCACGUGCCAAUGACCCGUCAAGGCGCGUUUUAUAUUCUUCAGUCUUCCUAGGUAGUCCUGGUGAUGCCAGCAAUGCAAGUGUGGGGUCAGGCGAAGGAACGGGUGAGGAGGAUGACGAUACAAAUGGAAAAAAGAAUCAAAAGAAACGUGGCAUAUUUCCAAAAGUGGCAACAAAUAUCCUUAGAGCGUGGCUCUUUCAACAUCUAACGCAUCCCUAUCCUUCAGAAGACCAGAAAAAACAAUUAGCACAAGAUACUGGUUUAACGAUAUUACAAGUAAAUAAUUGGUUUAUUAAUGCCAGACGGAGAAUCGUACAACCAAUGAUUGACCAAUCAAAUAGAGCAGUAUACACACACCCCGGACCAUCAGGUGGCUAUCCAGAUCCAAUGAGUUAUAUGAUGGAUGGCAAUCAAAUGAUGCACAGACCACCAGGUGAUCCUGCUUUCCAUCAAGGUUAUCACUAUCCACCUGCCGAAUAUUAUCCUCAUCACUUGUAAUUAAACGCAAAAAAUUAUGUAUCUUAAUUUUAAUCAUCAUCAUGAUCAUCACAUGAAAGAAAAAUUUCUUUUUUGAUUAAAUCGAUCAAUAAAGGAACGAAGAAAAAUGUGAAAAUGAAAAACAUUUUGUAACUUAUACAUCUCACCAACUACCCAGUGAUUGCCAUUCAUCUCAUAAGGAAUUUAUUUAGCAUUUUAGUUGUGUUAUAUCUUUUAAAGAAGAAUCAUUGUAAAAAGAAAAAAAAAGAAGAUUUUGGAUAAGAAAAAAAGAAGAAGAAGAAAUCAUGAAACCAUAUACUUGAUAACUUUUCUGGCAAAGCUUGUGUUAAGUUUUAAAUUAGUUAUUUAAAAAGGAAUUUUUGCACAAAAAAAAACUUGUUAAAAAAGAGUAAUAAGAGGAGUAAAAAAGUUGUGCUAAGGAAAAACCAAUGGUCGGACAGGCAGCUGAUGGCAUGGCAGUCAGACACCAGAGCUUAUAUAUGUAUUUAUAAUUAGCAAAUUACAAUUUACAAUUUAUAAAAAGAGAACAACAUUUUACAACAGCAUCAACAACAAUAACAACAGCAACGAUUCAUAAGAGCAUAUACGCACGCAGCACGAUACAAAAACCAAUUGAUUCAAAUGGAAAAUGAUUAUGAAAACAAAAAAAAAGUAAAAUAUAAAAAUAAAAUAAAAAACAUCGAAAAGCGCAAGCAAAACCAAGAGCGAAGAAAAUAAUUGGUUGAAAAAAUGUGAGUGAACUUGAACAAAUCGAGAUAACUGAGCUCUGCAAAUAAUAACCAGCGUGAUAGAACACAAAAUCAGUUUAAUUAUACACUUUUUUCUCUUUCACUCCCUCUCAAUAUCUCUAUCUUCUUCUCUCGCUCAUUCGACAUUAUAAUACAUGAUUUUAUUCCUCUUGUGUGCUAACAACAAUAAUUCGAAUAGUUUUAAUAUUAUACAUAUUAUACAUUCACAUAGUGUUACUGAUGAGCAAAGGAGAAAAGAAGAAGAAGAAGGAGCAAAACUUAAGUAAAUGUAAAAAGAGCAAAAUUGAUAUUAAUUAAAAAUCUAAAGAGAUAUGGUAGAAGAGAAGAAAGAGGGAAUGAAGGAGAUUAAUACGUGAUGAAUAUUUAAAGGAAUGCUUUCUUGUUGUAUUUAUAAAUUGCAGAAUUGAAUUGAUAUUGCAUAAGUCCGAUGACUAUCUCCAAAAGAAUAUUUUUGUCCAAAGAGUUCCCAAUAUUUUUUCGGUACAUCUUUGUUCAUUUAAUUGGUAUUAAAUUCGGAUUUAUGGAAUUAUCAUUCAAAAUUUUUAUAAUGAUUAGCUAUUAAGUUCACCAAGCUUCAGUUUUCUCAAGAAUAAUCAAUUUUUCAAAAUCUUUCUUGAGUUGAUUUCUCUAAAAUGGACUAGGACUUCAAGACCUAUUUAGACUAAGCAAUCUUUAGAAGAAGAUCCAUAGAAUUCAAUUUAAGCAUAUCUGGUCUACUUGCCAUUACGAACAAGUAUUGAAAGUUUUCUUGAAAUUGCCGCUGUUCAACUAAAAUCAACUUGUUCAGCUUAUAGUCAGGAUUCAUAAUAAAUUAAGAAAAUUAGAUCUCAAUAUUGACCAAUUUUAGAGAAGUCAACUCAAAAUUUCAACAUUUUUGUUCACAUAUAAUUUUAAAAUAAAUUCCAACUAAAAUGAGAUGAACAAAAGCUUAAAAAAAAUUACUAUGGUAAAUUUCAAAUGCCGGAGUAUACAAGGUAUGCUGCAGAAAGAAACUAAACUUUAAGAAUCGCAUUGGUUAUUGAGAAACAAAGUUAGUAAAAUGAAAAAUCACUUCUUUACCACAUACACAAACAAACACACACACAAAGAAUGAGAUAAAAAAAUACUUGUAAAAUAUUGUUAUCAAAGCUGCUAGGAAGAAAUGCAAAACAAAACUCUGUAAAAAUGAAAAUCCUUCCCGAAGAAUGAAUGAAAUUUAAAAAUAAAUGAAAAACACGAUGAUAAAAAA
Molecule: messenger RNA, 3321 nt
Organism: Chironomus riparius
Lineage: Eukaryota; Metazoa; Arthropoda; Insecta; Diptera; Chironomidae
Source: the annotation of a GenBank genome assembly